Molecule: messenger RNA, 1311 nt
Organism: Camellia sinensis
Lineage: Eukaryota; Viridiplantae; Streptophyta; Magnoliopsida; Ericales; Theaceae
Source: RefSeq, a predicted model, not a curated record
AUGGCGGGUCAUUUCCCUCAGGGUAGAGGUUCUCCAGGUGCCGGAGGCGAUCCAGAUAUCAUGUCUCUACCACCGAGGAUUCACCUCUUUGUUCCCGAGAGGUACGAUCCCCCGACGCGCAUCCUCCCACGGGCAAUUUUUUAUCAUUUUACGGACUUCGACGAUCGAGCCCCGGUGGAUCUUUUGCUGUGGGAGCCGGAGUCUCACCUCUCCCAUCAGGCACAGGAGGAGCGGACUGCAAAACAUCCCGUGUUUGACGCAUCUCUUCUCAAACACGAACUCAACAUACCUCCACAAUUCAUAUGGCCCGACCAUGAAAAACCCAGCCUCCAUGAGCCACCACCACUCUUCGUUCCACCUAUUGACUUGGGAGCCUUCAUCUCCGGUGACCCCCUAUCCGUCUCAACAGCUAUUCAACUUGUCGAUGAGGCUUGUAAGAAACAUGGCUUCUUCUUAGUCAUAAACCAUGGAGUUAGCAAAGAGCUUAUCAGUGAAGCUCACAAGAACAUGGACUUGUUUUUUGAUAUGCCAUUGAAAGAGAAACAGAGAGCUCAAAGAAAAGUUGGGGAAUAUCAUGGGUAUGCUAGUAGCUUUACUGGUAGGUACUCUUCCAGGCUUCCAUGGAAAGAAACUCUUUCUGUUAGAUAUUGCGAUGACGGUGGAUCAUCAAACGUGGUUGGAGAGUACUUGGUUAGCACAAUGGGUGAAGAUUUUAGACAAUUUGGAAGGAUAUACCAAGAUUAUAGUGAAGCAAUGAACAUUCUUUCACUUAGGAUCAUGGAGCUAUUGGGGAUGAGCCUAGGAGUGGGCCCAACCUAUUUAAGAGAAUUCUUUGAAGGAAAUGAGUCAAUAAUGAGAUUAAACAACUACCCCCCUUGUCUUAGAGCUCAUGAUACUCUUGGAACUGGUCCUCACCGUGAUCCAAACUUGCUCACUAUCCUUCAUCAAGACAAUGUUGGUGGGCUUCAAGUGUUUGUUGAUCAACAAUGGCACUCCAUUCUUCCCAAUUCACAAGCUUUUGUUGUCAACAUUGGAGACACAUUCAUGGCUCUAUCAAAUGGAAUUUACAAGAGUUGCUUGCAUAGAGCAGUGGUAAACAAACAAGUUCCAAGGAAGUCUCUGACCUUCUUUUUGUCUCCAAACAUGGACAAAGUGGUGAGCCCACCUAAUGGAUUGGUCAGCAGUCAUAAUCCAAGGAUAUAUCCAGACUUCACUUGGCCAACUCUUCUUGAAUUCACUCAGAAGCAUUACAGAGUUGACAUAGAUACCAUUGAUGUCUUCUCAAAUUGGCUUCAAUGCAAAACCAACUGA